AUGCAGUCUCUCCAAUUAUUUUCAUGCAUUACCCUUUUGUUACUAUACUGCAAUGUGUCCAUAUCAGCUUUCUUGUGUGAACUAAAUGAAGCCAACCCCUUCAAAGUUGCAUUUACCAUCGCUGUAGAUAUUGCAGGCCGUCACGGAAACUUCACGACCAUUCAAAGCGCCAUUGAUUCUAUUCCUUCAGGCAACACUAAGUGGAUACGGAUUCAAAUUUUUGCUGGCAUAUACAGAGUUAGAAAAAUCACAAUCACAUACGAUAAAACAUGUAUUUUACUUGAUGGAGCAGGCCGCCAUGUUACGUUUAUUGAAUGGGGUGAUCAUAAACUUAUGAAUUCUAGCUCUACUUUCACUUCAGUUGCUGAAAAUCUUGUGGUCAAAGGCAUUGGAUUUAAGAACACAUACAAUAUUGGUCUGUAUAGCCCAAAACAGAAACACCAGAGACCAGCUUUGGCAGCUGAAAUACUAGGGGACAAAGCUGCUUUCUACAACUGCAGCUUUUCGGGGAUGCAAGAUACCUUGUGGGAUGCCGCAGGCCGCCAUUACUUUUACCAAUGCUACAUUCAAGGUGGAAUUGAUUUUAUAUUUGGCAAUGGCCAAUCUUUCUGUGAGCAAAGUGUUGUACAUUAUUCAUUGGGAACAUAUGGUCAUGGAACCUACGUCGGCUAUAUAACAGCACAGGGAAGGGACUUAGCUGGUGAUCCUUCUGGCUUUGUGUUUAAAGAUUGUGAGAUUCUUGGGGAAGGUAAAGCUUACCUUGGGAGAGCUUGGAGAGCUUUUUCCAGUGUAAUUAUUGCCAAUUCAAAGUUAUCAGAUGUAGUCGUCCCGCAGGGCUGGGAUGCUUGGUUCAACGUGGGCCAUGAGUAA
Messenger RNA from Quercus lobata, 870 nucleotides. Its product is annotated as probable pectinesterase 29. The record is from RefSeq and is a predicted model, not a curated record. Gene Ontology annotation, molecular function: pectinesterase activity. The coding region runs from base 1 to 870 and encodes 289 amino acids. Lineage: Eukaryota; Viridiplantae; Streptophyta; Magnoliopsida; Fagales; Fagaceae. The transcript has 5 exons. Gene Ontology annotation, biological process: pectin catabolic process; cell wall modification.